AUGCCCACACGAGAGGUACUCGCGUUGAAUCUCCAGGACUUUCAUGUCAACGCAACUGAAGUCGAGGAAGCGAUAAAACCAAUCAAAUCGGGCAUCUGCGAAGAAACCAAUAACGGGCACAGCUGCAACUCGCUGAACACAAUUACAACAACAGCAACAGCAAGUCAUGUUCCUACGGUACAAACAGUUCAAUCGUUACACACUCCGCGAACGGUCCAUGCGAAAAAAGAACCGGAUGGUAUGGGAUCGGCAUCAGCAGCUGCAACACCAUUGACUGUAACUGUUCAGCCGCCAGAGACUCAGCAAAUUCAAGUACAAUAGCAACAGCAACAAACACAACAGAAAGCGCAACAGCAACAAACCAAACAG
Molecule: messenger RNA, 369 nt
Organism: Hermetia illucens (black soldier fly)
Lineage: Eukaryota; Metazoa; Arthropoda; Insecta; Diptera; Stratiomyidae
Exons: 2
Coding region: 1-321 (106 amino acids)
Source: RefSeq, a predicted model, not a curated record